Messenger RNA from Rhagoletis pomonella (apple maggot), 8969 nucleotides. RefSeq names its product ankyrin-3. The transcript is spliced from 18 exons. The coding region runs from base 776 to 8944 and encodes 2722 amino acids. Gene Ontology annotation, molecular function: protein binding. The record is from RefSeq and is a predicted model, not a curated record. NCBI's taxonomy places the organism in Eukaryota, Metazoa, Arthropoda, Insecta, Diptera, Tephritidae. Gene Ontology annotation, biological process: signal transduction.
GCUGGCGGCGAGGUGGUUGGCCCUGUUAACACCAACACUAACAACGCCGACCAGUCCCUUGGCACACAAAUUCGCAUAGUGUAGAUACCGAAGCGAGGCGAACUGUUUUUUUGUAUGGAAAAUCCUGCAAUGCCAAAAGGCAAUAGCUGCUAAAGCCAGAACAUUUUACGAAAGUUCUAUCAGUUGUUUGACAUUGUUCCUGGCAAAAGGUUGUUCUGACGGACGAAAAGUGCGAAUACUCCAGUACACCAAAGAUAUACACAUACAAAUUUCUCACUGCAAGUUUUAGUAUACCCAAGAAAUGUGAAAAUUUUUUAAAGCUAAAGUUAUCUAAUCGUUUCAAGUGUAAUGAAAAUUUCUGCGAAUUGCGAAAAGUGAGAAAAUAUGUCUGGCUAAGAAAAGCUGGUCUCACGGAGUGUCUGUUGGCAAUUUAUAAAUUUGAAAAGAUUUACAAUUAUCUAUGUAUAUACAUAAAAAAAAAAGUGAAUUUAAAAGUGUUUAAAACCAAAAGUAAGCAGGGGGUUUAGCCAACAGUAUGAAGGAUUUUUGUUUAAACCCUUUGAAGUAAAUAUGUGUGGCAAUUUUUUUAAAAUAUAAUUCAAAAGCAACAAAUUUAUGUAGUGUGCUCUUGUUGUUGCAUAAUUUCACACAAAAUACAUAUACGUUUAUAGCAAAAAGUGUGAAAAGCGCUUUUGAAUAAACCUACUUAUCUAAUAGUCCGGGUAAUUUACAUACAUACAUACUGCAUAGAUAACCAAAUAAAUUUUCCCAAAAAAUGGCACAAUUCGUUACGCACAUACAACCAACGUUGCUGGAGGCUUCACAGGGCCAUGUACCGCAUCAUCAUGGCCAUCAAGUUGGUAUGCAACAUUCAUCACAUUUGCCACAUAGCGGUCAUAAUAUGCCAUCGCCGCCAACAGCGCAUAACCAUCAUACGCAUUUGCACCACCAACAUCAGCAGCAGCAGCAGCAGCAUCAGGAACAACCGCAUCAUCAACAUCACAACCAUCACCAUAGUCCACCAUCGCAAAUGUCGUCGCCACCAAGUGGCGCACCAUUACACCAUCAUCAUAUUGGCAAACAUGGUGCCAAGCAUGAGCACUUUGGACAUCAUGGCACCGGCGAUGGAAACACUUCAUUUCUACGCGCAGCCCGAGCUGGUAAUCUGGAACGAGUUUUGGAACAUUUAAAAAAUAAUAUUGACAUUAACACCAGCAAUGCUAACGGCUUAAACGCACUGCAUUUGGCUUCCAAGGACGGACAUAUACACGUCGUUUCUGAGUUGUUGAAACGCGGCGCUAUUGUUGACAGCGCAACCAAGAAGGGUAACACUGCACUGCAUAUUGCUUCGCUCGCCGGUCAAGAGGAGGUAGUAAAACUUCUGCUCGAGCACAAUGCCUCCGUGAAUGUACAGUCGCAGAAUGGCUUUACACCACUCUAUAUGGCAGCGCAGGAAAAUCACGAUUCGGUGGUGAAGUUGUUGUUAGCCAACGGCGCAAAUCAAAGUCUUGCCACUGAAGACGGCUUCACGCCACUGGCCGUGGCUAUGCAGCAAGGACAUGAUAAGGUCGUGGCUGUGCUCUUGGAAAGUGAUACACGCGGCAAGGUGCGAUUACCUGCAUUGCAUAUUGCGGCCAAGAAGGACGAUGUAAAGGCUGCCACACUACUUUUGGAUAACGAUCACAAUCCCGAUGUAACUUCCAAAUCUGGCUUUACACCACUGCACAUUGCUUCCCACUAUGGCAAUCAAGCCAUUGCCACUCUACUAAUCCAAAAAGGUGCCGACGUUAACUUCGCCGCUAAGCACAACAUUAGUCCGUUGCAUGUGGCCGCCAAGUGGGGUAAAACCAACAUGGUCUCCUUGCUGUUGGAGAAGGGCGCUAAUAUUGAAGCCAAGACCCGUGACGGUCUAACGCCAUUACAUUGUGCAGCACGUUCUGGUCACGAGCAGGUAGUCGACAUGCUACUCGAGCGCGGCGCACCGAUUAGCGCCAAAACAAAGAACGGACUCGCUCCGUUGCAUAUGGCCGCACAGGGUGAGCACGUAGAUGCCGCACGUAUUUUGCUCUAUCACCGUGCACCCGUUGACGAGGUUACGGUGGACUAUUUAACAGCGCUGCAUGUGGCUGCGCAUUGUGGACAUGUGCGUGUCGCCAAACUGCUGCUCGAUCGUAAUGCCGACGCCAAUGCACGUGCGCUUAACGGUUUCACGCCGUUGCAUAUUGCAUGCAAGAAGAAUCGCAUAAAGGUGGUGGAGUUGCUGCUACGUCACGGCGCCAGUAUUAGUGCCACCACAGAGAGUGGUUUGACACCAUUGCAUGUGGCCGCUUUUAUGGGCUGUAUGAAUAUUGUCAUUUACUUGCUGCAACAUGACGCCAGCCCGGAUGUGCCGACCGUACGCGGUGAGACACCGCUACAUUUGGCUGCGCGUGCCAAUCAGACUGAUAUUAUACGCAUUUUGUUGCGCAAUGGCGCUCAGGUGGAUGCACGCGCACGCGAGCAACAAACUCCGUUGCAUAUUGCCUCUCGUCUCGGCAAUGUUGAUAUUGUAAUGCUGUUGCUGCAGCAUGGCGCUCAAGUGGAUGCCACCACCAAGGAUAUGUAUACGGCUUUGCAUAUUGCCGCCAAAGAGGGUCAGGAUGAGGUCGCUGCUGUUUUGAUCGAAAACGGCGCUGCAUUGGACGCUGCUACGAAGAAAGGCUUCACACCACUACAUUUAACCGCCAAAUAUGGUCACAUCAAGGUUGCUCAACUAUUGUUGCAAAAGGAAGCGGAUGUGGAUGCUCAAGGCAAGAAUGGCGUCACUCCGCUACAUGUCGCCUGUCAUUAUGAUAACCAAAAAGUCGCUUUAUUGUUGUUGGAGAAGGGGGCUAGUCCACAUGCUAUAGCCAAAAAUGGACAUACACCAUUGCAUAUUGCCGCACGCAAAAACCAAAUGGAUAUCGCUACUACUUUACUGGAAUAUGGAGCACAAGCUAAUGCUGAAAGCAAAGCCGGUUUCACACCAUUACAUUUGAGUUGCCAGGAGGGUCACGCUGAGAUAUCGAAUUUGCUCAUUGAACAUAAGGCCAGCGUAAAUCAUCCAGCCAAGAAUGGACUAACUCCGAUGCACUUGUGCGCACAAGAAGAUAAUGUAAAUGUAGCCGAAAUUCUACAACGCAAUGGCGCCAAUAUUGAUAUGGCCACCAAAGCAGGCUACACACCGCUACAUGUAGCCGCCCAUUUCGGUCAAGCAAAUAUGGUGCGCUUUUUAUUGAAUCAUGGUGCUAACGUGGAUGCGGCUACGUCAAUCGGCUAUACACCGCUGCAUCAGACAGCUCAGCAAGGACAUUGUCACAUCGUUAAUCUACUAUUGGAACAUAAGGCCAAUGCCAAUGCACAGACCGUCAAUGGACAGACACCGCUGCAUAUUGCACGCAAAUUGGGUUAUAUAAGUGUUUUGGAUUCUCUGAAAUCGAUUACAAAUGAACCAGAUGCAGCAACACAAACUCAAACCGAUGAAAAGUAUCGCGUUGUUGCACCUGAGGCAAUGCAUGAAUCCUUUAUGUCGGAUUCCGAAGAAGAAGGUGGCGAAGAUAAUAUGCUUUCCGAUCAGCCUUACCGUUAUUUGACAGUUGAUGAAAUGAAAUCUCUAGGCGAUGAUUCCUUGCCGAUCGAUGUCACACGCGACGAACGUAUCGAUUCGAAUCGCAUGAUGACCCAUAGCGCUGAGUAUGCUGGCGGUGUUGGAGGUCAACCGCAACAGCAGGCCAUUGCCGAAGAGCUGAUUAGUCCACAUAAAGCACAAAUUCAUGGCGCUGGCAAAUCGAUUGUGGAUGGUAUUUAUAUGGGUAACGGGCUUAAUGAGGAACAAAAAUAUGUGGGCCGAAAACUUUCUUGGAAAAGUUUCCUUGUUUCAUUCCUCGUCGAUGCGCGUGGCGGUGCUAUGCGUGGUUGCCGCCACAGUGGUGUACGCAUGAUUAUACCAUCGCGUUCCACUUGUCAACCGACUCGUGUCACAUGUCGAUAUGUUAAACCACAACGCACUAUGCAUCCACCACAGCUAAUGGAGGGUGAAGCUUUGGCUAGCCGUGUGUUGGAACUUGGGCCAGUCUCGAUCAAAUUUAUUGGCCCCGUCAUCAUGGAGGUGCCACAUUUCGCUUCAUUGCGCGGCAAAGAGCGUGAAAUUAUCAUAUUGCGCUCGGAUAAUGGAGAAACCUGGCGAGAGCAUGCAAUUGAUAAUUCGGAAGAAAUCAUACACGAUGUAAUGCAACAAUGUUUCGAACCCGAAGAAAUUGCACAACUUGAGGAGCAAGCUGGAAAUCAUGUUUGCCGUUUUGUUACCUAUGAUUUUCCGCAAUACUUUGCUGUAGUCUCGCGUAUACGCCAAGAGGUGCACGCCAUCGGACCAGAGGGUGGCAUGGUAUCCAGCACUGUGGUGCCACAAGUGCAGGCCGUUUUCCCGCAAGGUGCACUCACCAAAAAGAUCAAAGUUGGCUUGCAGGCACAACCUGUCGAUCCAGAUCUAACUGCUAAACUACUUGGUCGUGGUGUGGCCGUUUCACCAAUUGUAACAGUUGAGCCACGACGUCGUAAAUUCCAUAAGGCCAUCACGUUGAGUAUGCCCGCACCGAAAGCACAUAGUCAGGGUAUGAUAAAUCAAUAUUCCGGCAAUACACCAACACUACGCCUGCUUUGCUCUAUAACAGGUGGACCAUCUCGCGCACAAUGGGAAGAUGUUACCGGCUCAACACCAUUGACAUUCGUAAACGAUUGUGUUUCAUUUACCACAACCGUAUCGGCUAGAUUUUGGUUGAUGGACUGCAGGAACAUCUCCGAAGCUACUAAGAUGGCCACCGAACUUUACAAGGAGGUAAUCCAUGUGCCGUUUAUGGCCAAGUUUGUAGUCUUCGCCAAGAAAGUGGAACCCUACGAAGCCCGCCUGCGAGUUUUCUGCAUGACCGACGAUCGCGAAGAUAAGACACUCGAAAAGCAGGAAAGGUUUACAGAAGUUGCCAAGAGUCGUGACGUUGAAGUACUCGAAGGCAAACCACAAUUUAUUGAAAUGGCUGGUAAUUUAGUGCCAGUCACCAAAUCUGGAGAUCAAUUGCAAUUACAAUUCAAAGCAUUCCGUGAAAAUCGUCUACCAUUUACGGUACGUGUCAAGGACCAACACGCCGACAUUGUGGGACGUACAUUGUUUAUGAAGGAGCCAAAAGUUGCAAAGGGCGAGCCACCGCAACAUCCCAUCUGUAUUUUGAAUAUUGUAUUACCCGACAUUGUCAUACCGGAUACAACUACCGAGUUCAGCGAUAAGAUUACCACAACCUAUCGGAGCUCGCUGUUUAGUUUGAGCAAACAUCAGAACGAUCAUUACAUCGGCGAUAUACGUAUUGUGGAUUUGUCCAAUUUACUAGGCAAGGAUUGGAUACAAUUAGCCUCUGAAAUCGGUAUUAGUACGGAAGAGAUUGAUGAGAUCAUAAAUCAAAAUACUGAUAGUAUUGCGCGGCAGGCCCAAAGCAUGAUACGACUUUUCAAGGAUAAACCAAAUUACGAUAUACACGCCUUAGAAGUAGCGCUCAAAAAUAUUGGACGUGAUGAUAUUAUGAAAAAGUGCAAAAGUGGGCGGCUUUCACACUCUCGCGACUUUGACGAAACCGACAUUAUGAAGAAUUCGGAAUCGGUGGAGGAACUCGUGCGACAAGAGAGUAAACGAAUUCAACAGAUCCAUGACCAUGAGGAAGUCAAAUACUCGGCGGAGGAAAAGGAAGUGGAAGAAUCUGAAUCAGACGAAGAAAUCACGAAGCGCACUGUAGCCGAACGACGAGAGAAGAUCGUUAAAAGACUCUCCAUCGAACGGCAAAUUCCAGCUUCAUCGCAGAAAAAGGAAAUUACACGCGAAAUUUCCGAAAUAAAACGUAAGAGCCUAAUCGAGGACAAAAAGGCUAUUCAUGAGUCGGAAAUUAAUAUGCAAUUACCCACAGAUAACAUUGUUAAGUCCACUGUUGCUCCCGAUCAAGUUAUGAAAAUGAAAAUGGGUAAAAUGGAUACAGGGGAAAUAAGCAAAAGUGAUUUUGAUAAGGAACUGACGCACAAAUUAAAAACUUCUGGACGUAGCUCAGAAGAGGAAGAUUCCACAACGGAAUAUAAGCAAAUUCAGGAUGAUGAGAACUUAAAAAUCAUACAAGAUAUUAGCGCUGUAGAGAAAUCAAAGCACCUGCAAGAGUCGCCGAUUACUUCGGAACAAGAAAAGGCAAAGCAAAUGACUGAAGAUUUUUUAAAUGUAGAAAAACAAACGCAACUUCCAGCAGAUAUUACCAUCAGCGAGAAAUUUGUUGAAGAAGUAAAGGAAAAAGAAAUGAAAGGUGCGGAAACGGUAGAGAAAUCGAGUCAGAAAAUUGAGAAAAUUAUAACUGCUUUUGAGGGUGGAAAAUAUGAGGAUGAACUGCAAAAGCUGCCGCCCACAGAGAGUAAAACAUCCAUAGUGAACCAGGAGAAGGGUAGCACAAUUGAGGACAAAAUUGCCGACUUCGAAGCUAGAGGUGUUACCUAUGACAUGAUAUCAGUGCUACCAAAAGAUAUAAAGAAACACGGUGAGAUGCCAACAGACGAUGUGUAUCAGGCAGGCGAAGAGCCCACUAAAUCGUUUGAGAAAUCCAUCACCGAAGAAUUUCUAAGUAUGGAGCAAAAAUCUCAAUUGCCUAUCGCAACUGAAAUAACUAAAAAAACUAUUACUGUCGAUGAACUACUUCAGGAAACCACACGUCCAGUCGCUGAGAAAAGAACAUCUCUGGCCGAAAGGGUGCCAGAGCCAAGAGCGCGACUAUCUACAGAAGUGCAGGCGGAGCCCGAAAGUGUCGAGGGAAAGAAGACUCCCGCAGAGCCAAUACCUAAAGUCACAGAAAUCACAAAAGAAUUCGAAAAAGUUAUCGAAAAAGGUGGCGAAACCGUUACCACCGCAACUACCGAAACAAAGAAGCUGACGCAUGAGUUCUUGAGCAUGGAACAAAAGGCGCAGACAGAGGCGAAGAAAACAGUGAGUGAACUUGCAACAAGCACUGCGGAGGUAAGGGAAACGGCUGAAGAACUUUUUGAAACUACAACCGAAUUGGAGGUGUCAGCGAAAGACGUCGAAAUGGCAAAAAUGCAAAUGAAAGAAGUUACUAAAGAUUGGGCUGCAGACCUUAUAGAAUCUAAAAAAGGACUAGAAGUAGAUUCGAAGACUGAGUUGCAGACAGGAAUCUUAGAAAGCGCGCGCAAAUUUGAGAGCGCCACAAAGACUGAAGUAUUGAAGACCAUGAAAGAUUUGAAGCAAACCGAGGAUAAAGUAGAAAGUAAAAUAGUAGCUGACGUGUCUGAGACCACGAAAGACUUAAAAGAAGCUGCUAAAACUGUAGAGGUUGCGAAGAUAACGGCAACUGAAACUUUGAAGGAGACGACAGAGGUAACCAAGCAGGAAAUAGACACACAAAUUGAAAAAGCUAAGAAAGUGUUAAGCAGUGUUGUGGAUGUGACAAAAGAAACAGCAGGUCUAUCUAAAACCGCGGCCGAUGAAGUGAAAAUCGAUAAGACGGCUAAAGAAGAAAAAUCUACAAUUGAGACGAUUUUUUCAACUCAGCAAGCACAAAAGUCAAGCGAAACGCUGCCUGCUGUUGAAACGAAAAAGCUAACAGCAGACUUCCUGACAAUGGAACAACAAAUGCAGUUGCCGACCUCCAAAGAACCAUUAGAAGAAGAUCACAAACAUGAACUCUUAAAAUCUGCCACUCAUACUGUUAUACCCUCAGUUUUGGGUGCUACUGUCGUUCCUGGUCUAUCCUCUGGCUUGGAAGUUAGACAGCAACCAGCUACAGCCCCGGUGUUAGCAGACACUGAAACUACCGAGGUUAAGAGCGCGAUGAGUGAUCUGAUUAAAACGACAAGCGUUAUCAUGGCUAGCGUACCGAAACUCGGAACUGAGGAAGCAGUUAGAUCGUUGGAGGAAAGUCUUAAAGAUAUUAAAAUGGACGUGAAAGCCUUGAGUGAAGAACCAGCAAAAACAGAUACUAAGUCAGACACAACACUAAUCGAUUUCGAACCUGACAUUGUAGUCGAUGAGAAAACAACUACACUCAAGAUGAGUUCAGCGGUGACGGAUACAGUCAAAGAGGAGAGCAUUAAACUUGUUGAAUCAAUUAAAAAGCUAGAAGAAGCAAUAAAAGUAGUCGAUACGUCAAAAGAAGAUGGCAUUGAGGUAGCCGCGCCCAUCAAUGAGGCAGACAAAGUGACUGCAGUGGGCGUAAGAAAGUUAACUGAAGACUUUCUAACCAUAGAACAGACCACCCAAUUCACGACAAGCACAAAACCGACUAAAGAAACUAUUGUAACGGAUGCGUAUGGUAAAACAACUACACUACCCGCACGCGAAGAUACACAGCCAGUAGCGCAAAUUGUUAGCAGCACUGGCUUGAGUGAAGAAAUUAACAAGAUUGUAACGGAGGCGGCAACAAAAAUAGACACAAUUAAAUUGACCGAUGACUUCUUGGCCGCAGAACAGCGAACUCAGUUACCAGUUGACCAGCAGCAAGCAACCCAAGCUACAAUCGCCCACAAGACAACCGAUGAGUUGGCUGCACCGGCACCUGUACAACCACGAAAGUCUAUAACACUCACAGACGCUGAGUUUUGCAAGUCAGUUGAGGAGACGAUUACAAAGAAGAUGAGUGCGGGACAAAUUGAAAUAGGCGAUGAGCUCAAAACGAAAGCGAGCGACAUUCCAGAUUCACAGACCCCACCACCGACGCCAAUCGAAAUCAGAACUGAUAGGCAAGACACAGUAGAAACAUCGCCACGCAAAACUUCCGAUGAGAAAAGCCAUCUAACUGAUACUGUGAUUACUUUACAUAAGACCACAGAAUCGACAUUCGAACGUGUUUCGGGAAUUUCGAAAAUCGCAAAAACUGAAACUGUUAAUAAGAACAAUUGAGUUACACACAAAAUCCAAAGAAAAC